Kogia breviceps (pygmy sperm whale) is the source of this 1231-nucleotide messenger RNA. The record is from RefSeq and is a predicted model, not a curated record. Lineage: Eukaryota; Metazoa; Chordata; Mammalia; Artiodactyla; Physeteridae.
GCAUAAGUGAGCAGGUUUUGUUUGUCCCUAGAUGCUGGAAGCCAAUAGAGAAGAAGUGAUGACAGCUUCACUGCUUCUUUGGGGACAAAGUUUGUUCCUCUCAGUCUCCUGAUAGAAUCUUCUCACUUGUCAUGGUGUGGGUGGUAAUAGUGUUAGGGGAAUGGGGCCCCCUGAAAGGAAGGGGAUUAUAAAAUGCUUUCUAGGAGGAGCUCUGUGUGUGCGCGUGCGUGUGUGUGCAUGUGUGGGUGAUAUGAAAGCCUUGGGCGAAAGGACUUGCUCCUUGCGUUGUCCUCAUUAUAUAAAAGCCAUUAUGGCAUCAAGACUGUGAGCUCAGCUGAGCUCUUUUCUUUGUGUCAACUCAGAAUCUCAAGCAGAAAGUAAUUUUGAUGGAUGGAAUAUCACCUGUCGAAGGGUAGAAAGCUGUGCAGAGGCCCUCACAGUCAGCUAGCUUCAGCUUCCUUAUUGGCACCAUGACAUCAUCUGGACCCUGGAAAUUCCACUCGCCCUGCUGUGCCCCUAUCUCUGUCCCUGGCCUCAGAGUUCCUAUAAAGAAGGGCUCCCAACUCUGUAUCAACACAGAGCACAGAAGGGUUCUGAAGCUUCUGGGUUCUGCAGUCCAAGCUCCAGGCAAGUCUCUCCUCCACCAAGACCAUGAAGCUCUGCGUGACUGUCCUCUCCUUCCUCGUGCUCGCAGCUGCUCUCUGCUCUCUGGCGCUCUCAGCACCAAUGGGCUCAGACCCUCCCACAGCCUGCUGCUUCUCUUACACCCUGCGGAAGCUUCCUCGCAACUUUGUGAUCGAUUACUACGAGACCAGCAGUCUCUGCUCCCAGCCAGCUGUGGUCUUCCAAACCAAAAAGGGCAGGCAGGUGUGCGCCAACCCCGGUGAUCCCUGGGUCCAGGAGUACAUGGAUGACCUUGAACUGAACUGAGCUGCUCUGAGGCCGGGGCAGGUGUUCUGCAGGAAAGAUCACCUGAGCCUGACGCUUCUCAGCAAGACGCACCCUCUCCACACUCACAGCUCCUCUCAGUAGUCCCUGUUCCUUCUCUUAAUUUAAUCUUUAUCACGUACUAUGUUAUUAUUGUAUUUGGCAUUGUUUCCCACUAUUUAUGUUUGUUUUGCCAAAGGACACGUGUCCCCCAUGGGGAUGGUCCACCAUCACUGUUUCUCUGCUAUUGCGGAUACAUGGAUAAUGCAACUGAGUCCAAGUGUUAAUAAAAUUUCUUAAAAAU